Molecule: messenger RNA, 3358 nt
Organism: Tetranychus urticae (two-spotted spider mite)
Lineage: Eukaryota; Metazoa; Arthropoda; Arachnida; Trombidiformes; Tetranychidae
Gene: EMC1
Product: ER membrane protein complex subunit 1
Biological process (GO): protein folding in endoplasmic reticulum
Cellular component (GO): EMC complex
Source: RefSeq, a predicted model, not a curated record
GGUUGCAAACUGCAACUUGCAUUUUUUUCUGGAUGUGUGGAUUUAAAUUUCAAUUUCAUCAACUCGAUUAUCCAGGAUUCAGAAUUUUGAUCAUCUGGGUUAAAUUAAUAACCAAAUCAACAUAUUAAGUGCAAGAAAAUGGCACAAUUCAGUCUCUGACAUUUCUGUGAUUUAAUAAUCUUUUUUCCUAUUUAACCUGCAAUCUUUUUCUUUCAACCUUUUUAUCUCUUGUGUUUUUUGUAAUGAGCUGUGCCUGUGAAAUCCUUAGAAUCAUGUUGCUGCUUUUAAUAAUCAAAUUGACACUAUUAAAGUCCAGCUACGCUUUAUAUGAAGAUCAAAUUCACAAGUGGGAUUGGAGACAGCAGUUCAUUGGAAUCGAUGUAGACAGCUGUAUGAGAUCUAACAGUGAAACUAAAGAUCUCAUUUUCUGCACCACCGGUGAAACAAAUGUUAUCUCAGCUAUCAAUAGAAAAGGAGAAAUAGCUUGGAGAAAUAUUCAAGAGGAACAAGGUCGACUAAUUGGCUCCUCUUUGCAUAAAACUGAUGGUUUAAUUACAGUUAGUCUAUAUAAAACGAAAAACGGGAGUAAAAUUUUCAUACGAAAAUGGUCACAAGAUGACUAUGGUUUUUUAAUCGCAGAAAAUAGUCAUUUCCUCCAAGGUAGCCAAAAUUGUUUGGUGUCCAUUGAUGCAUCUAAAAGUUUGGUCAAUGUAUUAUGUGGUGAAUCGGGUAGUCAACUUAAAAAAUUCCAGUUCUUAGUGAAUAAAGAUCAGCCAAAUGCUAAACCAGAGGAACAAGAAUGGACAAAUCUUGAUGGAAGUCCAACAGAUGUAAACCUUGAAAAUGAUUGUAUAUUUGUUGGAGUAGACAAUCUUGUUUGCUUAACAUCAUUUUCUCUACACUAUAUCGCGCUGAGAGACUCGAGAUGGUCCAAUCAACCACUUCCAGAAGCCUUACCGGGCGAUAAACGGUAUGUUCUUGAAAGAAUAUUGAAUCAAAAUGGUGCUGAUGUUGGUUACUUUGGCUUGAAAAUUGUUCGAAACACGAAGGAGACUGAAAGAUUUUACCUCUACAAAGUAGCUUCUGAUGAAGAUAAAUCAGGUGGACUACAAUGGCUAACAACAUUCCCUAAAAUUCAAAAGGUCUCAAUUUUGACCAGCGCCAACGAGCCAUCCCAUCCUCAAUUCUAUGGUGUUAGUUCAACUAAAACUGGUAUUGAAAUUUCAAAAUUUGGACUUGAUUGGAAAGUAGAGAAAUCUGUUUCGACAAAUUUCGAUUGUAAAUCUCAUGCAAACAGCUUGCAUCGAUUUUCAAUUGUUCAAUUUGGAUCCGAGAUUGAAUUUAUUGUGACAUUCGAUGACCAGCGGCUUGCUUCCUUUGAUUCUAAAGGAAAUAUGAAAUGGUCUCGCGAGGAAGGUCUUUCGUCUAUUAUAUGGUCGCAAUUCGUAUCUUUACCCUAUUUUUCAGCAUCAUCAGCUAAACAUGAUUUUCGAUCACCAAAUGAUUUUCUAUCCUUGUCUUCAUUCAAGAAUCGUAUUUACUCACAAUUUGUUUCCAUCCAAGAGUAUAUCAUAUCAUUAUAUGAAUCAUUUUUAACCUCUGAAAAGAAAACAUUAGAAGCUGUUGACGAAGAAUCAAGGGAAAAAUCAUUAGUCUCUGAUGUUUUUGGUUUCCACAAAUUACUUUUCAUCGUCACCAAACGAGGUAAACUAUUUGUUUUGGACAAUGUUCGAAACGGAAAAAUCAUAUGGACCCAUUUUGAUGCUAAAUUGAAAGAUGACAUAAUUGAAGAACAAAAAAGAAUUGAUUCCAUCGAGAUGGAACGUGGUAGAAAAUGUGAUAAAAUUCCCGUAAUCUCUGUAUACCUGCAACGUCACAAUCUUUUCACUCCAAAAGUGACCAUAGUUUCACCGAAAGGCUACUUAAUCUCAUAUAACCCAUUAGAAGGCCGAGUAGAAGAUAGUUUGGAUUUGAACACUCGUAUUAAAUUGUCCAUGUUGAUGCAUCAUGCUGAUGAUCAAGGUAUAAAAGGAAUAAUAUUGAUGAAUGAAGCAGACAAAGUUACAUUUUAUCCAGAAUCAACUAGAGAAACGUUUUUAUCUCAUAAAAAUAAUUACUACAUGCUGGUCUCCAAGCAAACUAGUGAACAAAUUUCAGGCUAUUCAUUGAGACAUCUGCAACCAACUUCUCCAGGCUCUUCACAUGAGGAUAUUGCUCAGCGAGUGUGGAGUUUAAGUUUACCCACCUUAAUAGGAUCAUGUCUUCAAGUUGGCUGGAAAGAAGUUGAUGAACACGUUCAUAGUCAAGGUAAAGUGUUAGCUGAUCGAGCUGUGCUUUACAAAUAUCUCAAUCCCAAUCUAGUGGCUCUUAUCAACCGAGGUGAAGAAUCAACUGAUGAAGAAUCUGGUAAAAUUAAUGUGGUCCAAUUUUAUCUACUCGAUGCCAUUACUGGUUCCAUUUACUAUUCCGUUGUGCAUCGACGAGCUUCUGAUCCUGUACAUUUAGUUCAUUCUGAAAACUUUAUCAUUUACUCUUUCUACAAUGAGAAACAAAGAAGAAUUGAGAUAAGCUCAUUGGAAUUAUUUGAAGGUAAAGAGAUGCCUCCUCCACCGCCAGUUCGAACACCACCUAAGAUAGUGGAACACUUGUCAUUUAUUUUCCCUACCGGUAUCAGAGCAAUGAGAGAAACACAAACAAUUCGUGGAAUUACUAAUAAACAUAUUCUCAUUGCACUUACUUCAGGAGGUAUUCUUUCUCUACCCAAAAUUUUCUUUGACCCACGACGAGCUUCAUUUGCCACCUCAAAGUACGCUUCUUCAGCAGCAGCCAUGGAGGAAGGUGGUGUCUAUCUUCCGCCUUACAUACCAGAAUUACCUAUUCCAUCAGAGGGAAUUAUUAACUACAAUCAAUCGGUGGCUGAUGUCAACCAUAUUUAUGUCGGUGUUUCCUCACUCGAGUCAACUUGCCUUUUAUUUAUCACUGGUUUGGACAUAUAUUAUACUCGAGUUACUCCAUCAAAAACAUUCGACAUACUUAAAGAUGAUUUUGAUCAUCUUUUAAUAAUAAUUGUUCUCGCAGCUCUUUUGUUAUUCUCUAUAGCAACAAAAUACCUGGCAUCAAGAAAAACGCUCAAUGCUGCCUGGAAAUAGUGAAGUUGACUAGUAUAACUUUCAAAAUUUUCACCAUUUAAUUACAAAAUAUUGAAAAAACAACAUAAAUUAAAAUAUUCUGAAUAGUCUUGAAAAUUUGCCUGAAAACCAAAUUGUAAUAACUUAAUUUAAACACUCGAACAUCAUUUGAACUAUCCGAGUAAGACUGAAAAUUUUUCAAUAAACACGAAAGUGAUUUUUUCAUAUAA